AUGUUCAUGGUUACUUUUUCAGCGCCCAUUUUUGGUUUUUGGUUGGUUUUUUUGAGGUGUAAAGUGAAAACUGCAAAAUAUUAUAUUUGCACAAAAAUUGCGUUAUGCCGGAAUGAAGCAUCAAUUCGUCCUUUUAUACAGUGGCGACUUUUGCCUAUAGUGUGGAGAGAGCUGUGGCGUGGUGGCGUGACCAUGGCUCAUAAAGGUGAUUACCUUUAUCAGUUAGGAAACUGCAGAUAUCGUACGUCGGAUGACGUCAAAUAUUAUUAUUUGUUUACAUAA
Macrosiphum euphorbiae (potato aphid) is the source of this 282-nucleotide messenger RNA. NCBI's taxonomy places the organism in Eukaryota, Metazoa, Arthropoda, Insecta, Hemiptera, Aphididae. The record is from the annotation of a GenBank genome assembly.